CUUUCCUCCAUGCGCGUGGUCGAAGCCAAUCCACGGGCGACCCUUAGGUCGCGUGACUGAGAAGUCCGCUCCGCCCCCGGGAGCCGUCAAAACAAUUACCUCGAGCGGCAGCCAUGAUGAAUUUAAAGGGGCAGUACCGGCAAGGGCGGCAGCCAGACCGACAGACUGCGGGUGAGUCCGUGAGGGUACCUCCGGGACUGAGGCUUGGGGUCCCGCUACUUCUUUUCCGCACUCCACGACAGAUGAACAACCCCCCACCAGCAGAUCUCACACAAGUCCAGACAGACUGAAAAACUCCGCCCCCCCGCGAUUCUUCCCGCCCCUCGGCGUCCAGACAGACAGACAGACGGCCUGCCCCGCCCCCUGCUCUACCGACGGACUCAUCGACCUCGGGAUUCUCAGGUCCCUGGGUCUUCGCUCGUGACGCGGACCUCCGCCGCCCACCCGCACCUCUCCCCCGCGCCCCCGCCCAUCUCAUUCUGUCCCCACCCUGGGCCCCAGGGCAGGUCGACAGGCUGGGUCACUUCUCCGACCGCUUUCCCAGGCGGGGAGAUCAACUCCCAGCGCAGUGUUUCCCUGUAACCCUGCAGCCGCUCUGUAGACCUGCCAUUCUUCCCUGCAUCAUCAGGCGUCUGAGAGGCACCCUAAGGUGACUUCUCUCAGAGCCUGUUAGUAGGUGGUCAUGACAGAGACAAAGCCAUGAAAGUGAAUGGGUCAGGAGUGACCAGGUCUUUCUCCUCACCCUUUCCCAGACACGCCCCUUGCCGCAGAUCUCAGAUCAAGUCUCACUCCCUUCUUGGGAGAAAAUAGCUCCCCAGGCCUAGGGUGGGACGUUGGCUCCGGGAAGGAAGAGGGACACACUGGUCGCCUUUGAAGGCCUGUAGGUAGAGAGAGGGAGGGUGCUUGCCCUGAGUAGGGCUCUGUGCCAGGUCCUCUGGGUGGCUGUGAGGUGGUGAGAGAAGGGGUGGGAACGCUGGACUUCUGGACUUUGGGCAGGGCAGAUCCUUGUGAGUCCCUGGCUACUGAAAGAGUUUUUUCCGGGCUCUGGCCUGAGCGCCACAGCCGAGGGUUCUGCUCUGUGUACCUACUGCCCAGGCAAGGUCCCCGUGGCCAAGAUGUCAGGCCUGGUGUUGGGGCAGCGGGAUGAGCCUGCAGGGCACAGGCUCAGCCAGGAGGAGAUCCUGGGAAGUACCCGGCUGGUGAGCCAAGGGCUGGAGGCCCUACACAGUGAACAUCAGGCUGUCCUGCAAAGUCUGUCCCAUACCAUCGAGUGUCUGCAGCAAGGAGGCCAUGAAGAAGGGCUGGUGCAUGAGAAGGCUCGGCAGCUGCGACGUUCCAUGGAGAACAUCGAGCUGGGGCUGAGUGAGGCCCAGGUGAUGCUGGCUUUGGCCAGCCACCUGAGCACAGUGGAGUCGGAGAAACAGAAACUGCGGGCUCAGGUACGGCGGCUGUGUCAGGAGAACCAGUGGCUCCGGGACGAGCUGGCGGGCACCCAGCAGCGGCUGCAGCGUAGUGAACAGGCUGUGGCUCAGCUGGAGGAGGAAAAGAAGCACCUGGAGUUCCUGGGGCAGCUGCGACAGUAUGACGAGGACGGGCACACCGCGGAAGAGAAGGAGGGUGAUGCCACCAAGGAUUCCCUGGAUGAUCUCUUCCCCAAUGAGGAGGAAGAAGACCCCAGCAAUGGCUUGUCCCGUGGCCAGGGUGCCCAGCACAGCGGAUACGAGAUCCCGGCGAGGUUACGGACACUGCACAACUUGGUGAUCCAGUAUGCUGCCCAGGGUCGCUAUGAGGUGGCUGUGCCUCUCUGCAAGCAGGCACUGGAGGACUUGGAGCGCACAUCUGGCCGCGGCCACCCUGAUGUCGCGACCAUGCUCAACAUCCUUGCUUUGGUGUAUCGGGACCAGAAUAAGUAUAAGGAAGCUGCCCACCUGCUGAAUGAUGCCCUCAGCAUCCGGGAGAGCACCCUGGGCCGGGACCACCCUGCAGUGGCUGCCACACUCAACAAUCUGGCUGUGCUCUAUGGCAAGAGGGGCAAAUACAAGGAGGCAGAGCCACUGUGCCAACGUGCACUGGAGAUUCGAGAAAAGGUCCUAGGCACUGACCACCCAGAUGUGGCAAAGCAGCUGAACAACCUGGCCCUGUUGUGCCAAAACCAGGGCAAGUACGAGGCCGUGGAGCGCUAUUACCGGCGGGCACUGGCCAUCUAUGAGGGGCAGCUGGGGCCGGACAACCCUAAUGUAGCCCGGACCAAGAACAACCUGGCUUCCUGUUACUUGAAACAGGGCAAAUAUGCUGAGGCUGAGACACUCUACAAAGAGAUCCUGACCCGGGCCCACCUGCAGGAGUUUGGGUCUGUGGACGAUGACCACAAGCCCAUCUGGAUGCAUGCAGAGGAGCGGGAGGAAAUGAGCAAAGUGAGUGCGGGGCCCAUCCUGGGGAGCCCGAGGCUGCCAGGGCCUCUGGCUUACUCCUUGCACUAGCCCAGCGCCUGACUUACUUCCCACCUGAGCACCAGCCACAGAUGCAGGGUGCCUUCCAUCUGGGCAGCCCAGCCUGCACCGAGCUGCGUGCACGCCAGCAUCCCUGUGCUUUCAUCUCUGGCUUCCCCUCCCCUCU
Molecule: messenger RNA, 2616 nt
Organism: Panthera uncia (snow leopard)
Lineage: Eukaryota; Metazoa; Chordata; Mammalia; Carnivora; Felidae
Product: kinesin light chain 4
Exons: 10
Coding region: 1116-2480 (454 amino acids)
Biological process (GO): axo-dendritic transport
Cellular component (GO): cytoplasm; membrane-bounded organelle; kinesin complex
Molecular function (GO): kinesin binding
Source: RefSeq, a predicted model, not a curated record